Molecule: messenger RNA, 3348 nt
Organism: Menidia menidia (Atlantic silverside)
Lineage: Eukaryota; Metazoa; Chordata; Actinopteri; Atheriniformes; Atherinopsidae
Source: the annotation of a GenBank genome assembly
UCAGUUCAGACGCGGACGCAGCGCACAGAGACUGUCGCUCCUCGUCUUCCUCAUCUCUGACACAGCGCCCGCUGUCUCUCUCUGCCCCUCCUCCCUCACUCUCUCUCCCUCUCUCUCUCUCUGUCGAUUAUCCACCCGUCUGCGCCUUUUGGAUAGCCUUCCAGCCUCUCCAGGCGCACCAUCCCGAUUUGGAUCAGUCCUUCCUCCGCAUGCCAUCUCCCGCGUGGUCCGGCUGAGGGCAGCUCUGACCGUUAGGAUGCCCGGCUGACAGCCUCUCAGCAUAGUCUACAGCCAAGCAUCCCCCCCUUCCCCCCCAAAAAAGAGCUCGGUGCCGUCCAGAGUCUUCCAGUAGCGCAGCUCCGCGUAAUGGAUUUACCGGUGUCGCGUAAAAGUUGGAUUUUUUCACAUUUACUGAAGAACCUCGUGGACUCCGCGCAAUGAACAGAGUAAGAGGACAUUUUUAGAGGGGAGCUUUGGAAUCAAACCGCAAGAGGAGAUGCACAGAGUGUGGAUAGUCUUCUUUCUAAUAGAAGAGGGUUUUGCUCUCGCACAAAGGACUAAAGAUUCCGUGGGUGAUCCCGGAGGCCAGAGCCCUAACCAAAACGAAUGCGGCACCUGGGUCCGUAACAUCAACGGUGGGGUGUUCAUGUCGCCAAACUACCCCAACACUUACCCACCCAACAAGGAGUGCGUUUACAUCCUGGAAGCCCUUCCUAGACAAAGGAUUCAGCUGGCUUUUGAUAAGAAUUACUACAUCGAGCCUUCGUUCGAGUGCCGCUUUGAUCACAUCGAGAUACGCGAUGGUCCUUUUGGGUUCUCGCCGCUCAUCAAUCGCUUCUGUGGGGGAAAGAAUCCAGGCCUGGUCACCUCCACAGGACGCUUCAUGUGGAUCAAGUUCACCAGCGACGAGGAGCUGGAAGGCCUCGGCUUCCGCAUCAAAUACACCUUCAUAGCAGACCCUGAUUUUCAUCUGCACGUGGGCGGACUGCUGAACCCUAUCCCAGACUGUCAGUUUGAAGUCGGCGGAUGGGAUGGGAUUAUCCGCUCCAGUCAGGUGGAAGAGGAAGAUCGAGUGAAGCCCGGUGACGCUCUGGACUGUAUCUGGACCAUCAGGGCUCCUCCUCAGUCCAAGAUCUACCUGCGUUUCAUAGACUACCAGAUGGAACACUCAAACGAGUGCAAGAAGAACUUUGUGGCCGUGUACGAUGGCAGCAGCGCCAUCGAGAACCUCAAGGCCAAGUUCUGUAGCACCGUAGCCAACGAUCUGAUGCUGGACAACGGCGUGGGAGUGGUGCGCAUGUGGGCCGAUGAGAAAAGCCGACUCAGCCGCUUCCGAAUGCUCUUCACCUCUUACGUUGACCCUCCCUGUACAUCCAGCACAUUCUUCUGCCACAGCAACAUGUGUAUUAAUAACUCCCUGGUGUGCAACGGGGUGCAAAACUGUGUGUAUCCAUGGGAUGAAAACCACUGUAAAGAGAAGCGAUCCAAGGGGCUUUUCCACCAGAUCACCAAGACCCACGGCACUGUUAUCGGCGUCUCAUCGGGCAUAGUUCUGGUCCUCCUCAUUAUCUCCAUCCUGGUCCAGAUGAAGCAGCCAAGAAAAAAGGUUGUUGCUCGGAGGCCUGGCGUUUUCAACAAGGCCGGAUUUCAAGAGGUCUUCGACCCUCCACACUACGAGCUCUUCUCUCUCCGGGACAAGGAGAUCUCCUCUGACCUGGCCGACCUCUCCGAGGAGCUGGACAGCUUCCACAAGCUGCGCCGCUCCUCCACCAUGUCGCGCUGCGUCCACGAGCACCACUGUGGCUCGCAGGCCUCCGUGGCCACCGGCGGCGGGAGCAUGAAGCACAGCCGCACCACCCUCAGCUCCAUGGAGCUGUCCUACCACAACGACUUCUCCAAGCCGCCGCCUAUGAAGACCUUCAACUCCACGUCCACCUACAAGAAGAGCUGCUACGGCUACAAGCAGCACGCACAGACUCACGACUGCGACCAGCAGGUCAUCGAGGACCGCGUCACCGAGGAGAUCCCCUGCGAGAUCUACGGGCGCGGCCCGGGAGGAGCCGCGGGCGGAGGGGCGAUGGGAGCAGGGGGAUCCUCGGGGAUCGCCGGAGGCGCGAUGGGCGGAGCGAUGGGCAUAAGCGGGGGAAUGGCCAUGGGCGGCGGGAUGGGCAUGGCGGGAGGAAUGAGCAUGGCGGGGCCAAGCGGCAUCGCUGGCGGCAUCGGGGGGAUGGCGGGAGCCUGCGGAACCCUCAGUAUCCGCGGCAACAGUGCUCGCAACAGCACCACCAUAGUGGACCCACAACAGCGCUCCAUGUCCAUGGACUUCUAGACACAGACGGGGGGGAGAGGAAACGCAAGCUGGAAUCAGACUCAUCGGAAAAAAGAGAAACCCGGAGGACAGCCAGUCGGCCCCGCUUCUUCCCGAACCUCCACUCGAGCGCUGCAGGCGCGCUGACGGGACGUUGUCAUCCUCGUGCCGAGGCGUGAUUACAGUGGAAGGUGAAAGCUGAGGCGACAAAAGAGCAACAAUAAAAAGGAAACCGCUGCCUCGUUCUGCUCCCCGGAUCCCCCCUCCUCUCCCAGACUCUCCAGGAGAACCUUCUCGCACCCGGAGCUGAGACUUCUCUCUGGUCGCCCCCCCCCCUCCCUCCCCAAAAAACAAACCACUCGGACACGGCAGCGGAGGGAGAGGGUUUUUACACAUAGCCAUCGGCCCACGCACAAAUAUAUGAUAUGCGAUCUAUAGCGCGUCUUCUAACGAUAAUUUAUUUGAGUCUUUAUUUUUUUGUCAAGUGUGCCGUACUGUUAAACUCAGUAUAUAUAUCUAUAUCCAGCCUCACGGCGACGCUUGGCUUUUUCUCUCUUUAUCCGUUUCAAUUGCAGCCCAGGUGAUUUUCACAUGUGGAUGAGAAGGAAGCCCCUGUGGUCCCAGGACAGUGCCGUUGAAUAAAUACGAUGAUGUUAGAAUUAUAGUUCUGUAGUUUUUCCAGGCUUACCUGGCUUCACUCAGUCUCUCCUCAGGAUGAGCACACAAAGAGACUAUUAUUUUCAUAAGAAAUACGGGGAAACCAACAGCUGUUUUCUUUGCUAUUGUAAGCUCACACAAAGGGGUUUGGGUACUUGGACUCAAUCAGGAUAUGGCCCAUCCCAAACCCUAACCCUUAAGGAGAGAAAACAUCCUUUUGUUUGUUUGUUUCCUUUUCAGUGUCCACGUGUCCAGAGUGCGUUUAACAAGCACAACCUGCUUCCGCUUAGAUGGCAGACGUGUAACCUGUAUGGGACUCAUUCAUGAUUUAACCACUGGUUGUAUAAUUUAAUUCUGUUGGAUUAAACAAAUGCUUACUCACA